This is a messenger RNA of Salvelinus namaycush (lake trout), 1491 nucleotides long. Its product is annotated as intraflagellar transport protein 20 homolog. The coding region runs from base 147 to 545 and encodes 132 amino acids. Gene Ontology annotation, cellular component: intraciliary transport particle B; Golgi apparatus; centrosome. The record is from RefSeq and is a predicted model, not a curated record. Gene Ontology annotation, biological process: centrosome localization; protein localization to cilium; intraciliary transport. Lineage: Eukaryota; Metazoa; Chordata; Actinopteri; Salmoniformes; Salmonidae. The transcript has 5 exons.
ACACUAGUUGGUCAAACACAACUGUUCCCUGGCAGCCGAAGUGUACUGUGGAUUAUAUGCCACAUAACCGCCACGUUGAUAUUACGUUUAAAUACAUUUAAGCCCCCUAAUCUAUAACCCAGCUCUUGGGGACAGGUCUUGUGGCCAUGACGAAAGACCCGUUGGCUGAAGCGGGUCUUCAUUUUGAUGAGCUCAACAAGCUACGGGUGCUGGAACCAGAGGUGGACCAGAAGACCAGGGAGCUCAAGGAGGAGUGUGAAGACUUUGUUGACAAAAUGGGACAGUUUCAGAAGAUAGUGGGUGGUCUCAUCGAGCUGGUGGAUGAAUUGGCAAAAGAGGCAGAGACAGAAAAGAUGAAGGCUAUUGGAGCCAGGAACCUGUUGAAGUCUGUGGCCAAGCAGAGGGAGGCCCAGCAACAGCAGCUCCAGGCCCUGAUAGCAGAGAAGAUGAUGCAGCUGGAGAGGUAUCGUAUCGAGUAUGAAGCUCUCUCCAAAGUGGAGGCUGAGCAGAAGGAGUUCAUUGACCAGUUCAUUCUGCAGAAAUAAGGAGCGUGAUGAAAGCCCGCAGUAUUAGUGUGCGUUUGUGACCAUGUUUCCAGGGUGCCUGUAUUGUUUUCAAUGGGUGAUAUCCACUACACUAUGGGUUCACGCGAAUCGCUCAUCUGAACACAAUAACUUUUCUGACACCCCACACAAGCAAUACAAAACUGCUCCAACUAAAAACAGACAUGUUUUGCUUAGCGAGAUGGACUACAUGCAAAGUUAGAAGUAACUUGUCACCCAUCUAUUAGAGCAAAACAUGUUUUUUUCACUAGCAGGUGUCUGAAGUGACAACCCUCUUUCCUAGUUAAUUUUUUUUUUUUGCAUUAUAAGUGUUGAACGCUUGAAUGUAAUCAGAACCUGAGGCUCUAUAGUCAUAACCUUUCACACCACUACAGUACGUCAGACAAGCAAAUGGGGAAGAAAGCUAUUUAUAUACAAAGGAGUGGAUUUAUACUAUUUAUAUCAAAGGAAUUACUAUGUAUAGAUUGUUUUCCACUUGUAGAAAAGGUAAAAGGCUAAGUACGGUAUUUGCAUGUUACUGUAAAUAAUUUCAUGAUUUUUGAGGGGGGGAAAUCAUGUAUUUUUUGCUGUGUGUUGACUGUACACCCCCCCCCCCCCCCCCCCCCCCCGUUGUCAUCUUAACGCUGUUUGUUUACAUCUAAGGUACGAAUACGUUGUGUUGGUGUUUUAUCUGAUCAUUUCACCAUUGUCUGGGACCACACCAGAACAUCUUCCCUCGGGUGCCUUAUUGGAAUUUCAGGCCAGUUUUAUAACCAAACACUAAGUACAUUCGAAAAGUUAUAUUAAUCGUUUUAUGUUUACAGUAUAUAUAUCCAGACAUUUUCAAAAAUUCUCAUACUCUGUAUUCAUCUUAUCUAUGUUAAAGGUUAAUAGACCUACUUCAUCAAUAGAUGAGGUAUACUUGAAUAAAAAUUAUAUUUUGAUUCUC